Molecule: messenger RNA, 1179 nt
Organism: Lotus japonicus
Lineage: Eukaryota; Viridiplantae; Streptophyta; Magnoliopsida; Fabales; Fabaceae
Exons: 10
Coding region: 27-1013 (328 amino acids)
Biological process (GO): secondary metabolic process
Cellular component (GO): cytoplasm
Molecular function (GO): hydrolase activity; carboxy-lyase activity
Source: RefSeq, a predicted model, not a curated record
AACAAAGUCAAGAAACACCACCUGAAAUGGCUCUAAGGCUAAGUAGUGUGCUUUCAUUUGUAGGUCCGAGACAUUCGAGGAAACCUACGUUGACCUGCAGAGCUCGUGCUGCUACAGUUACAAUGGCCUUCAGUGUUGCUGCUGCUGGUGAAACUCCUUCAACCUCCAAAGUUAUUGAUUCACAUCUGCACGUGUGGGCUUCCUCUCAAGAGGCAGGUAAAUUUCCAUACUCUCCUGGACAAGAGCCCACUUUACCAGGACAUGUAGAUUUUUUGCUCCAGUGUAUGGAGGAAGCAGGAGUAGAUGGUGCACUCAUUGUGCAGCCAAUUAAUCAUAAGUUUGAUCAUAGUUAUGUCACAAGUGUAUUGAAGAAAUACCCCACCAAAUUCAUUGGUUGUUGUCUUGCUAAUCCAGCUGAUGAUGGAAGCGGGCUUAAGCAGUUUGAACAUCUUGUUUUGAAGGAUGGUUAUCGCGCUGUCCGCUUCAACCCUUAUUUGUGGCCAUCUGGGGAAAAGAUGACAAAUGAAGUUGGGAAAGCACUUUUCCAAAAGGCUGGAGAACUUAAUGUCCCUGUAGGCUUCAUGUGCAUGAAGGGGCUUGAUCUCCAUAUCUCUGAAAUUGAACAACUUUGCACCGAGUUUCCAUCUACAGUUGUAUUGCUUGAUCACUUGGCCUUCUGCAAGCCACCAGUAAAUGAUGACGAAGCUCUUAUCUUUUCUCGGCUUUUAAAUCUAUCAAGAUUCCCUCAAGUAUAUGUGAAAUUCAGUGCCCUUUUCAGAGUGUCAAGGGUUCAAUUUCCUUAUCUGGAUUUGUCUCCUCUGUUAUACCAAGUUGUCUCUAGCUUUGGUGCUAACCGUGUAAUGUGGGGCAGCGAUUUUCCAUUUGUUGUUCCUGAAUGUGACUACAAGGUUGCCAAAGAGGCUGUGCAUCUUAUUGCCAAUGAUAUCUCUUUGCCUUCAUCUGAUUUAGAUUGGAUUAUGGGGAAAACGGUUGCACAACUAUUCCAAAGCUAAUUGACUUCUGCUAAGCAAGGUUUUCACUGAGAGUUGAAAUGCUGUCUAUUGGUUGUGCCUUAUAGAACAAUUUUAGAUGUUGCAUUACAAAUUUUAUGUCUAAAUGUAUAUCAUUGUGUCACCAUUGAAGAUGUUUAAUUGUCUACCUGUUCGCUUCUUUUUAGCA